AAGUGAGCACCAGCAGCCAGGAAAGGCCUCCAGGGACCCCUUCAGAGCAUAGGCGGAAGUGGGUCUCAGAGCAGCCACGGGGCUGAGGGGCGCCCUUCUGAGGGACGAGUGCAGGAAGCUCAGUGUUCUCUGAGGCAACGCCGGAAGUGGAGUCGAAGACCAAGGUUCCAGGCGGAAGGAGGACAGGGCAACAGAACCGCCGCUUCUUUUGAGGCUCGGCCUGCUGAUUCUGAAAGGCUGGAGUCCCGGGCCUCUUCCAGGCGAAGCCUGCUGGCGAUGGGGAACAACACAGGCGAGGCCCCCUCGACCCGACCCCGGCCUUCUGCCUCCUCCACGGGCUCUGGCCAGCCCCCGCGGGCCCAGCCCCAACCCCCUCCGAGAGCAACACUCUCCAGGUUGCCUGCCGGUCUGGGCCUGGGACAUGCCAGAGAGCAGAUGAGCCUAAGAACCAUGGCACCAAAAGACAAACCAGCUGUUCCUUGCCGGCCCUCCACCUCGGAAUGUAACACGGGGAACAAGAAUCGAGCAGCAGCACCUGCCACCGAACCUAGACUCAGAGGACGUGCAAAUCGCCCUGGCAGAGGCCACACAUGUGGCAGCAGGGUCCAAGUCAGGGACCACGGCGAGGCCGUGCUGGCUGUGGGCUCUGAGAAAAGGGGGCAUGGAGCACCGGUCAAGAGAUGCCAGAUUCGACUACCAAGAACGACUGUCCCCCGCAAGCACUCCAAACAGGCCAAGAAGUCCUCUACCAAAGGAAGAGGAAGAGCUGCAAAGGAGAACCCCGUGUCCCAGCCUGAAGACCUGUCCCCAGCCAGCCCCCAGGAGGAGAGUCCCCACGGGUCUCACACAUAUUCCUGGCCCCCAGCAGUUUCACCUCUGCCUUACAUGUCAGUGCCCUCACAGCAGCAAUUGAUGGAUCCUCCUUCCAUGGAGCUUCGCGGGGCUUUUGCCUUGUCCAACCCGUGUUCAAAUAUGGUCCUCCUGCCGUGUACCUCCACCGAUCACCACCAUCCGCUGGAGCCACAGGGUUCUCGUGCCUCUGACCAGGCCUCGAUUUCUGCCGCCUUAGAGUAUCAGGAAAUACUGGAGGCUGCCGAGGCUCUGAUGACUCUGAAGAACUCUUCUUGGACCUGGCACCAGACCCACAGCUAAACAGGUCUGCUUUGAAGUUGGAGCUGUGAAGCCUUCCAGCCCAUCUGUGUGAUUCAGAUCCACCAGCCAGCUCCACUUCACUUCCUGUUGAGCAUCUGGAGGGCCCAGAGGAGGGGGUGCAGGCUCCUUCAAGCACCGCAUAGUUGAUAUUGUUCUGUGUUGUUCACGUCUGAAAUGCUUAAAUGUGCUUUGUAAGCCUUCGGGCGUUUAAUAAGCUUUCAGACUCUUUUCAUAAUGUAGAUCAGUUUUAGCUUAGGUAGUAUGUUCUUGUACCCCCAUCCCUCAUUCCUUUGGAAGCUGGUGCUGUUUAAUGUAUCUUCUGUAGAGAGCACUGUGCAAUUUAAUAUGACCAGUCCAUCAUCGGUGGGGUUCCAAGUGGGUUAGUAUACCAUUGUUUGCAUUUGUUUUGUGAUUGCAUAUGUGCCUGGGCACUCCCGUACUUGUAUGUGGACACACGAGAAGUUUCAACUUGUGUCUAGGCUUGUAUAUUUGGACAAAUAAUAAAGCAUUGGUAGGAGGCA
Messenger RNA from Mastomys coucha (southern multimammate mouse), 1673 nucleotides. Its product is annotated as doublesex- and mab-3-related transcription factor C1-like. Bases 277 to 1152 code for a protein of 291 amino acids. The transcript is spliced from 9 exons. The record is from RefSeq and is a predicted model, not a curated record. NCBI's taxonomy places the organism in Eukaryota, Metazoa, Chordata, Mammalia, Rodentia, Muridae.